UUAGUUUUAAGUGCAUUAAUAAAGGAAAGUACAAGUCUUAGCAUAAAUGGAAAGCGCAAAUAAUUAAUAUCAAAUUUUGCACUCCCCUAAAUAUCUAGUGGCAGUGUGAAAAAAAAAAGAUUGAUAGUUUGGAGGUUUCUUUUCUUAUUAAAGAAGGGGAAAAUAAAAAUAAAAAUAAAAAUAAAAAGAAAAAAAGCAUAGUGGUGGAGGGUAUAAAAUAUCCACCUUUCCAUGUUGCAAUGUAUAACAGAAAUUACAAUCCUUUUCCAUUACAGGAAUUCGCCAAUAUUAGGAGCUAAUGGCAUAUAUGUCAUUUCACGUUGUAACUUGACCCUCAAUUUGUUCAUCCGACAUAUAUAAAUCGAAAAGCAUGAGAAAAUUGCUUUCUGGUUUUUGUUAAAUUUGAGGGAAGACUCGAGGCAAUUUAAGCAAAAACCUCUCUAAACAGGCUUUAUAUGCUUCUUGUUGUUUGAAGCUGGUGGGUUUCUGGGUUUUGAUUCGAUUUAGUGUUUGUGCGCUGAUGGGUCCUGUGAGGGGGGUCAGAAAGAGAAAGAAGGCAGAUAAGAAGCCUGAAGAAAAUGCUUCUGGUUCUGGGUCAUCAGAGAAGGAAGGUCCUGUGGAUUGGUGGGAUGAAUUCUCCAAGAGAAUCAAUGGUCUUCAGUCUCCAGCAAAGGGUUUAGACAAGUUUGAAUCUGUUUUUAAGGUUUCUAGGAAAACCUUUGACUACAUAUGUUCACUUGUGAAUGAAGAUAUGCUGGCUAAAUCUGCACAUUUUGUGUUUACAAAUGGUAAGCCCUUGUGUUUGUACGAUCAAGUAGCUGUAGCUUUAAGAAGACUUAGCUCUGGUGAGUCACUAGUGACAAUUGGCGAUGCAUUUGGGGUGAACCACUCAACUGUGUCUCAAGUGACCUGGCGUUUUGUGGAAGCCAUGGAAGAAAGAGGACUUCACCACCUGCAAUGGCCCUCCACUGAAGCAGAAAUGUCAGAAAUUAAAUCCAAAUUUCAGAAAAUACGAGGCUUUCCUAAUUGUUCUGGCGUUGUUGAUACUACCCACAUCAUGAUGUGUUUGCCUGCUUCGGACCCCACAAGUGAUGCGUGGCUCGAUCAAGAGAAGAAUCACAGCAUGGUCUUACAAGCCAUUGUGGACCCUGACAUGAGGUUUCGGGACAUAGUAACUGGAUGGCCAGGAAAGAUGAAGGACUGGACAGUCUUUCAGAGUUCAAAUUUUUAUGAACUCUGUGAUAGAGGUGAGAGGUUGAAUGGGAAAAUAUUAGACCUCUCCAAAGAAUUGGAUAUACGGGAGUACAUAAUUGGGGAUUUGGGCUUUCCUUUACUGCCCUAUCUUGUAACCCCCUACGAAGGAAAAGAACUUCCAGAGCCAAAAGCUGAGUUCAAUAAGAGGCAUUAUGCUACCCGGAUGGUUGCACAUAGAGCAUUGGCAAGGUUGAAGGACAAGUGGAGGAUCAUUCAAGGAGUGAUGUGGAGACCCGACAAACAUAGAUUGCCAAGGAUCAUUCUUGUUUGCUGCUUGCUUCAUAACAUUGUUAUCGAUAUGGAAGAUGAGGUGCAAGAUGAAAUGCCUUUGUCUCACAAGCAUGACUCAGCUUACCACCAACAGAUUUGUGGAACUGUCGACGUAAACGGUGUUCAUCUGAGAGAUAAGCUGUCUCUCUACUUAUCUGGAAGGAUGCCAAUGCCACCUUGAUUAUUUUCCAUUUCUAAUAAGUGUUUUAGGUAUUCAUGAUUUUCUGUAGUAAAAGUUCUUUUACAAAAUGAUUUCUUACUGAAAAUUAUAUAGAGCUGAAGUAUGAUUUUCCUGUGUUUUAGUUUUGACUUUUAGGCUGUUUAGUUAGCAGGUGAGCCUCCGAGAGAAAUGUGAUAUUGUGUUACAAAAAACAUAAGUUGCUCAAGCGAAGAUUGUACUUGUUCCAUAAUUACAGACCAUGUUAGUAUUA
Molecule: messenger RNA, 1955 nt
Organism: Prunus persica (peach)
Lineage: Eukaryota; Viridiplantae; Streptophyta; Magnoliopsida; Rosales; Rosaceae
Product: protein ALP1-like
Exons: 3
Coding region: 521-1705 (394 amino acids)
Source: RefSeq, a predicted model, not a curated record